AAGCUGUGGUGAAUACUGAUAAUCAGAUAAAGUUUGAAGUUACACAACCUCUGUCAACUUAACUGCAUUUACAGUAAUACUCUAAUGAACUGUCUUAGUCUCUUAACUGUGUUAGUUUGAGAUUUCUGCUGUCGUUAUUUUGACUUCACAACACUUUCAUCCAAGACUUCUCUACAAUAACAUCAUCCUGAGAUGAUCAUGAAGUCAUCUGUGCCCGUCGUGGCCCUGAUCGCACUAGUGGUGUCCAGGGUGCAGGCAUUUCUGUCAGAUGGCAGUAACGGAAACACCCAUGUGACCAUUACUCGUCAUGCUGUGAUGGCAAAGAUCCAGGAGGUGUGUGAAGCAGUGGCUGAAUCAGAAGGAAGAGAAUUCAGAAUUCAUCCGGGAUCAUCACCCGAAGAGGUGCUGCGUGCAUGUCUGGGCACGGCCACAGGUGAGGUUUCGGGAGCCAAGUUUCACACAGCACUGAAUCAGAUCUACAUGCAGAAUGGAUUUGUGGACAGUGAUUUCAUGAGCAGUGCACCACACCACUUCCACGAUGAGGCCUUCACUGAGGGGCGUAACCUCAUCAUUCAGGGGAUUGCAGCUAUUAAAGCGAAUGUCCAUACAGACAACCUUCAGUCUGCCAGAGAAACACUGGGGCGAGUGUGUCACACACUGCAGGAUUUUUACAGCCACAGUAACUGGGUUGAAUUAGGGUACAAAAGUCCAUAUGCCAACCUCAUCAGACCGGAUCUCAACAUUGAGAACAUUGCAGGCGUUGCAAUGCCAACAUGCAGUGACUGUGCCAGUGGUACCUGUCCAAAUCAGCUGCUCCCUGCCAUUCUGAAGGGGAAGUUCCUCACUUCAGGAUACAUGGGCUUGUUCUCCGCUGACAAACCUCAAGGUAAAUGUAGUCAUGGUGGAAAGUCUGAUCUCAGCAGUAAACAGAAUCCUCGAGGUGGGAUCAGUAAAGAUGAGCGGCUUUCCUAUAAUGCUGAUCUACACAAUAAAGCCGUGAACCUGGCAUCUGAAGCCACCCUGGAGCUGCUGGAGGACAUCCGUGGAGCUAUAGGAAACAAGGACUACCUUCGGCUGAUGGGUAUUGCACGAUCUGCAGUGCUGGCUUUUGUGAUUGACACCACAGGCAGUAUGGCAGAAGAAAUUGCAGAAGCCAAGAGAGUCGCCUUCAAAAUCAUUGACAGUAAGAAAGGAACUCAAGAUGAACCAUCUGAAUAUAUUCUGGUACCGUUCAAUGAUCCAGGUUUUGGACCACUAAUAAGAACCACAGACCCAAAUGUAAUGAAGUCAGAGAUCUCCAAGCUCAAAGCGGAUGGAGGAGGAGACACACCAGAAAUGUGCCUGUCAGGACUUCAGUUGGCUCUGACAGGUGCUCCCUCCUCCUCAUAUAUAUAUGUGUUUACCGACGCUCCAGCAAAGGAUAUAAACCUGAAGGAAACCAUCAACGCUCUCAUCCGCAGCACCAAGUCUUCAGUGACUUUCUUAAUGGGGUCAUUUAGCAGGAGGAGAAGGUCAUUGAAUGCACGGUCAGAAUUUCAGGUGUAUUAUGACAUUGCCUUGGCCUCUGGUGGUCAAGCCAUUGAAGUCUCCAAGUCCAGCAUCUCUCAAGCCACUGACAUCAUUGUUGAUACCUCUACUUCAGCCCUGGUGACAAUUCUUCAGCGCUCCAGAGAUCCUGGACGUGUGGAGAGUUUCUCCUUCCCCCUGGAUGAGUCUGUGUCCAACACUACCAUCUACAUCACAGGAAGUAGCCUCACAUUCAACCUACGCAGCCCGACAGGUGUGUCUCAAUCUAACACUGUUGCCAACGGACCUCUGGGAAAAAUUCAGACAGUAGGAAACCUGCAACGGAUCCAAUUAAAUAAAAUUGAGAUGGGCCUGUGGUUUAUUGAAAUGGCGACAUCUCAGCCCUACACCAUAAAAGUGAUUGGUCAGAGUGCGAUUACAUUCAUCUACAACUUUGUGGAGGAAUUCAAAGGACCCCAUCCUGGAUAUGCUGUCAUUGAUGGGCGGCCGUCAGCAGGCUCACCGGCUAAGCUGCUACUAACACUGUCUGGAGAGAAAGGUCCAGAGGCUCUAGAGGUGCAUGAGGUCGCUCUCGUGGAGGUGUCUGGGGUCAAGGUGUCUAAUGGAACCGUAGAGAAAAUGGCUGGUGGAGAUUUCCUAGUUACUGUGAAAGAAGUGCCAGAAGGAGAGUUUGUGAUAUUGUUGAAAGGAAAAGACAAGACCUUCUCCAGCUUGUUUCAGAGGCAGACCACCACACUGAUGUCUCAGUCCAAAGUCACUGUCAAGGCAAAGGCAGACAGCUCCAUGUUGCCAGGAGAAGAAUUUAAACUAAAUUUUACUGUUACAACCAGUGGAUCAAGCGGUACCUACACAAUUCGUGCAAGGAAUGACAAAAACAUCCCCAUGACGCAUCCAUCAACGCUCAGUCUCGUGAGCGGCGGCAGUGCUCAAGGGACAGUGUCUCUCACUCCUCCUGCUGAUACGGUCUCAGGCACAGAUGUUACGCUAACCAUCGAGGCAGAGGGUCCUGGAGGAAGUGAUUCUAACUAUGCUGUCCUUCGACUUUCUGUUCUCUCCAAGGUGACUGACUUGACACCACCAAAAUGUGAAAUUGUCGAUGUACAGGGCACUUGCAACUCCUCCUCUUGCAACUCAUCAAACUGGGAACUGUCUGUCAACAUCACAGACGGUAAUGGCACAGGCAUUGAGAGAAUUUCCAUCCAGCAAGGCAGUGGAAACUUAACCCAGAAGAAAGUGGAAGAUGGUGUGAUGGGUCUAUAUGAGGCCUCAUGUUGUUCAACUUCCGUGACUUUGUCCGCGGUUGACAAGGUCGGGAACGUGGGCAGAUGCAGUUACACCAUGAAGUCUAGUGCAGGCUCUUGCCUCAUGUCCCUCCCUCUGUGGGCAUCUCUGCUUUUAUACGGUUUUCUACGUGAAUCCUUUACUCUGUAAUGAUAUGGAGUUCAUCCAACCAAAUACACAAUCAUCCUAUCAUCUCUUUCUCAUCCCAUCCUUCUAUGAAAAUAUUUUUAUAAAGCUUUCUCAGAGCUGUGAAAUAAUGUAAAGCAAAGUAUUUCAUCCAAAACGUUUAAUUAUUGGUAUUUCCAACUAUUCAGGACUACUAAUGAAGAGCAUUCUGCUUCAUUAGUUUUAUAAUGUUUAUGUGAACUCAUCUAUAAAUCAGAAAUCAUUAAAGUCUUUGUCUUAUUAACAUGGAUUUAAUUUUGAGUUAUGGUUGUCAUAUUUCAUACUAGUUUAGUGAAAUUAUUUGUAUAAUCAAAAUACAAAUGAAUGUUGCAAAAAGGUAAAAAAUAAUGUAAAAAUAAAAUUUUGUGAUGCAGAUCCCGGCAGACAAGCAAUGAUUAUGUUAGACAUCAAAUUUGAAUAAGGAAUAACAAAUUUUAUUAAAAAUUAUAGACAUGUUUAUCCGGUAUUAAAAUUGUAAUAACAUAUACGUUUAAACAAAAAUAAGAUAUAUCUUAUUCUAUAGUUUAUAAUAAAUUCCAAAGUGUUGUAUCUAAAAGAUGAAGAUUAUGAAGAUCAGAGUAUAGUGAAAGAAGGACCCAAAAUAAGUAAGAUAUUUGCUGAAUGAAAAGAGAGGUAGAAAAGAAGAAGCAGAAGUGAUAAGCAACAUAAGAGCAACGAACCUUACAUCCUCUUAAACUUAUGUUUUGUUCUGAUAAGAAGAGGUCAAACAGACUUAUCUAUUAUGACAUAGUUGGUGUAACGGCUAGGUCGGUGUGACCAGUCAUAUGUCAAAAAUAAAUGAAUAUAUGAGGUGAUAGAACAGAUAUAUGAGGUGUGGUUUUGACACCUUUAAGACCUUUAAGACAAUUUUGCAUAUCUUUCAUUAUCUCAUGCCUCAUUAUCUCACAUCACCUAAUCAAUUUGGAUGGAAAAUACACCCACUCGAUCUUACAGCACAGAAGAGACACCAAAGAUCUUACAUUUGGAAAUAAUCAUACCAGAGCAUACAGUAGAAAAUAUAUAAAUGAUUAAAAAAAAAUCUAUAACAUGUAAUAGAAUAAUAAUAAAGCAAUAAACCCCAAGAAGCCAUGGUUUACAGUGAAUUUAUAACAGAUAAGGGGUGUUGUUAGGCACGACACAGAGCGGACUGCCUAAACCUCCUUAGCUGUUAUAAAUUCACUGUAAACCGCGGUUUCACUGGGCUUAUUGCUUUUAUAAAACGGUUACUACACAAUACAAAUAUUAAAGCCAAAAAAUAUGUAUCAGUGCAACUUUCAUGCAGUAAAAUCAUUAAAAGGCUUUCUUCCGCUGGAAAAAAUAGUCCCUGACUGUGAACAGCAACAGAAGUUACAUUUAUUUUGCAAUUUGAUGGGCCGAAACUACCCCUUUUAUAAUGCAACUUAUAAAAAGGUUAGUUCCAGUCCUUGAUUCUGAUUUUUUUAUUAGUUCAUGAUAAAGCAUGGCUGUGUAUCCAUCCAACACACUUAGCAACAUAAUCAAUAUGGUCUUCUCAUAUAGGAGAUACAUAUGUUAAUGUGUGCACGUCUGUGUGGAAGCCCACAGAGGGAACAUUACUGUAUUUAAUACUUUUCUGUUUCAGUUAUGGUACUCUAUGUCCAUCAAUUUACACUGUAAUGACGCUUGCAAACUCGCACUGUGCUGCAAAUUGGUCUGUUUUUAAAUGAUAGAAAACAUGUUUUCUCAUGCUGAGACAGGCUAAACAAAUGUAUGUGUGUGAGAAAAUAUAUAUGGUGUUAAAAAAUAAAUGACACAGCAGAUGAGAA
This is a messenger RNA of Megalobrama amblycephala (Wuchang bream), 4757 nucleotides long. RefSeq names its product von Willebrand factor A domain-containing protein 7-like. NCBI's taxonomy places the organism in Eukaryota, Metazoa, Chordata, Actinopteri, Cypriniformes, Xenocyprididae. Bases 193 to 2958 code for a protein of 921 amino acids. The transcript has 17 exons. The record is from RefSeq and is a predicted model, not a curated record.